GGUAGUGUCAUGGAUUAAAAUCCUAUAAAUGUACUGCUUCAGUAAAGUAAAAAUGUGUGAUUCCCAUUCCUUUCACCUACGUAUUUUUCUUAUAUCUCUGUCCUAAAUAUUUCUGUUUAUACCAUAAACCAACAAACUGGUAUCACAGCAUUCUUCUUACGGGGCCUGUGAAAAUGGAAGGUGAAGCAAGUCUCUCACAAAUUGCUCCGCCCACCUUUGAUGGAGAAAACUAUGACCUUUGGGCAGUUAAAAUGGAGUCUUAUUUGGAGGCAUUGGACCUUUGGGAAGCCGUGGAAGAGGAUUACGAAAUUCCUCCGCUGCCAAACAAUCCUACCAUGGCUCAAAUAAAAUUGCACAAGGAGAAAAAAACAAGGAAGGCAAAGGCAAGAUCAUGUCUCUUUACUGGUGUUUCAUCAAUAAUCUUCACCAGAAUCAUGACUCUCAAAACACCAAAAGCAAUUUGGGACUAUUUAAAGGAAGAAUACGCAGGGGAUGAGAGGAUUCGAGGCAUGCAAGUGCUCAACUUGAUGAGGGAAUUCGAGAUGCAGAGAAUGAAAGAUUCUGAGACAAUCAAAGAAUACUCUGACAGGUUGCUUUCUAUUGCAAACAAAGUUAGAUUACUCGGCACUGAAUUCACUGAUUCUAGAAUUGUGGAAAAAAUUCUAGUUACAGUGCCAGAGAGAUAUGAAGCAUCAAUAACUACUUUGGAGAAUACGAAGGAUCUGUCCAAAAUCACCUUAGCAGGAGUGUUACAUGCCUUGCAGGCCCAAGAGCAGCGAAGGCUUAUGAGACAAGAUCACGUGGUUGAAGGUGCUUUACCAGCCAAGCAUCAUGAAGUUGGAAGUAGUCAAAGUGACGUCAUCAUGAUCCUACUCCCAAACUCUCCAGAAUUCGUGUUCUCCUUUUGGGCUGCUUCUAUGCUUGGUGCAGUUUCCACCACUGCCAACCCUUCUUACACCUCCGUUGAAAUCACAAAGCAGCUCAAAGCCUCCAAGGCCAAAAUCGUCAUUACACGUUCCAUGCACGUGCACAAGCUCAAACAAGAAGAAGAAAACACCUUUAUAGUGAUAACUGUAGACAAACCACCAGAGAACUGCAUGAGUUACUCGGUGGUUUCCAGCAUGGAAGGGAAGCUGCCGGAGGUGGAUAUCGACCCUGACGACAUGGUGGCACUGCCAUUUUCCUCCGGCACGACGGGGCUGCCGAAGGGUGUGGUUCUGACACACAGAAGUCUGAUAACAAACGUGGCUCAACAAGUUGAGGGAGAGAACCCUAACUUGCACCUGAAGGAAGAGGAUGUAGUGCUUUGCGUUCUACCAUUGUUUCACAUUUACGCACUACACUCGGUGAUGUUGUGCUCUAUGAGAGUAGGGUGUAGGGUGUUGCUUAUGGAGAAGUUUGAGAUGAGGGUGAUGUUGGAGCUUGUGGAAAAGCACAGGGUUUCGGUUUUGAUGGCAGUACCGGCUUUGGUGGCGGCACUUUCAAAGAACCCCGCGGUGGAGGAGUAUGACCUUAGGUCCAUGCGGAUGGUGAUGUCGGGAGGUGCCCCACUUGCAGAGGAUAUUGAGGAGGCUUUUCAUAGUAGAUUGCCUCAAGCAAUCCCUCGACAGGCUUUAGGAAUGACAGAAUCAGGACCCGUAAUAUCAAUGUCAUUAAGUUUUGCAAAGAAUCCAAUGACAACCAAGUUAAGGUCAUGCGGCACUGUUAUUAGAAAUGCGGAGUUGAAGAUCAUUGAUCUUUUGACUGGCUCUUCUCUCUCUUAUAAUACUUCGGGUGAGAUUUGCAUCCGCGGUCAACAGAUUAUGAAAGGAUACUUGAAUGAUGAGAGGGCCACAGCAGAAGCUAUUGAUGAAGAGGGUUGGCUUCAUACCGGUGAUAUUGGCUAUGUUGAUGAUGAUGAUGAGAUUUUCAUUGUUGAUAGACUCAAGGAACUCAUCAAAUUUAAAGGCUUCCAGGUGGCUCCGGCAGAACUUGAAGGAAUUCUCAUGAGCCACCCUUCCAUUGAAGACGCAGCUGUUGUCCCGCAAAAAGAUGAUGUAGCGGGUGAAGUUCCAGUUGCUUUUGUGGUGAGGUCAUCAAAUGAUCCUAUUACUGAGGAUGCUAUAAAGGACUUUAUAGCUAAACAGGUAGUGUUUUACAAGAGGCUACAUAGAAUAAUUUUCAUUGACGCAAUCCCAAAAUCUUCAAUCGGCAAGAUAUUAAGAAAAGAACUCAAAGCAACCCUAUCUAAUUAG
Molecule: messenger RNA, 2234 nt
Organism: Arachis duranensis
Lineage: Eukaryota; Viridiplantae; Streptophyta; Magnoliopsida; Fabales; Fabaceae
Product: 4-coumarate--CoA ligase 2-like
Exons: 8
Coding region: 174-2234 (686 amino acids)
Molecular function (GO): 4-coumarate-CoA ligase activity
Source: RefSeq, a predicted model, not a curated record